AUGGCUGAGCAACGCAGAGGUCCUGGAAGGCCUAGAACUAGGAAUGUGGAACCCGAGCAAGCAGCUGGGAAUGCAGGCGUACCUUGGCAACAAAUAAUACAACAGAUGCAACAGCAGAAUCAGAUGAUGAUGCAGAUGAUGCAGGGUAUGCAGGGACAACAACCUCCUGCUCCAGUUCCUGUUCCACAAGCUCCAGCAGGGCCAGAUUUUCGUGCUUUCUUCAGAAUGGAUCCUCCAGAGUUUGCAGGUGGCUUAGACCCGGUGGUAGCACAUGAUUGGUUGGCUAGUAUGGAGAGGAUAUUCCAGGCAAUCCAGUGUAAUGAAGAAGAGAAAGUAAUCUUUGCUACGCAGAAGAUGAAGGGACCGGCUCUUAGGUGGUGGAAUACCGCAUCUACCUAUUUCACUACUCAGGAGAUCCCUAAGGAUUGGCAUCAUUUCAAGGCGGCAUUUCUGGAGAAGUAUUUUCCUAACAGUGUUCGGACCCAGAGAGAAAGAGAAUUCCAAAACUUUAAGCAAGGCAACUUGUCUGUUUCUGAGUAUGCUUAG
Messenger RNA from Vicia villosa (hairy vetch), 546 nucleotides. RefSeq lists its product as uncharacterized. Lineage: Eukaryota; Viridiplantae; Streptophyta; Magnoliopsida; Fabales; Fabaceae. The transcript has a single exon. The record is from RefSeq and is a predicted model, not a curated record. The coding region runs from base 1 to 546 and encodes 181 amino acids.